GCUUUUCCUUUCUCGGUGGAGUUUGCAAGUACGAGCGGGUGGAGAACGGGCGUCCAUUUUGCUUCGCCAUAUUGAAUUUGGUCGGACAUCUUUGGACGCCAUGUUUAGUCGGACAUAUUUUAUAAACAUUUUCGCGUAAAUUUCAAAUAUUUUUGAGCCUAAAUAUCGAACUUUUUUUCACUGAAAACUGUGGCACUAGUUGCGGUAAAUAUUACGUUGGAAAAUUCCGUGCCAACGCAUCUCUCCAUUUUUGUCUCCUGGGGGCUGUCGGUGCUUUUGUUACUGGAUAAAUACAGGUGACACGUCAAAAUGAUGAAUCAGGAGAUCAUGUGCGAGGUGGAGAUAGGGACGCACGGGUCUAUGGUCGAGAUUGAGGGCGAUGACCAAGUCGGAGUCAAGUACGAAGAGAUAGAGGCUGGCCAGUAUGAGGAGUACAUCACAGACGAUCAGUAUGAGGAGGUGGAAGAGCAAGUCAUCGGGAUGCAGCACCUCGAGGAAGACUAUAAAAUUUCAGUGGGCAGCGAGGAGGUGAUACUGCCCGGUAUCUCCGGCGAGGAGGUGUUGAAUGCGAGCACAGACUCGCACUACGAUCCGUUAUAUACCGUGCCGCCUUCUACUAGCAGUUUGCCUGAUUGUUCCAGCAGAGGGCGUGGCAGGCCUCGGUCAAAUGUGAACAAUAACGCCAAUAAUAUACAGCAUUUAAUGCCUAUCGGCGAAGUCCCAGUAGGUCUAAUGGACGGAGUGGCAGGCCGCGGGCCGGCGCGGCGAUGGGAACAGAAGCAGGUUCAGAUCAAGACGAUGGAGGGAGAGUUCUCAGUCACCAUGUGGGCCACUGGCGAGGAUGAUGAUGAUGGUUCGAACCCGGAGCCGGACCCCGACUACACAGAGUACAUGACCGGCAAGAAGAGUAUAUUAGGAAGUGAAUCCAUGCCAGGUUUAGACCUGUCAGACCCGAAACAGCUGGCGGAGUUCGCGCGGCCCGGACACAAGAUACGACUAAAGAAACCCAUGCCGGAGUCGUCUGAUAGAACUAUCGCGUGCCCCCACAAAGGCUGCACGAAGAUGUUCCGAGACAACUCGGCCAUGAGGAAACAUCUACACACGCACGGGCCCAGGGUACACGUCUGUGCUGAAUGUGGCAAAGCCUUCGUAGAAAGUUCAAAGUUAAAACGCCACCAACUAGUCCACACCGGCGAGAAACCGUUCCAGUGCACGUUCGAGGGUUGCGGGAAGAGGUUCUCAUUAGAUUUUAACUUAAGAACGCACGUCCGCAUCCACACGGGCGACCGUCCGUACGUGUGUCCGUUCGACGGCUGCAACAAGAAGUUCGCGCAGAGCACCAACCUCAAGUCCCACAUACUUACACACGCCAAGGCCAAAUCAAGAAACUCAUUAUCACGCAACGGUGGUAACUCCUACGAGUCAGCGCGGACGACGCCGCAAUAUGUCCAAUUAGAAAUGUCUCCGGACGAUUCCAACCCACAGCUGAUCUUCUACACCCAUGAAUAAAGCAAGAAAGUCAGUGAAACAAGACUUAUGAAUUGUGAUUGCAAGACUUUUUAAUAGUGACGUAAAAUCGCGCAAAAAUAUCAAAAACAAUGUGUUAAAGUGAUAACCUAAGUGAUUCAAGUUCGAAUAGUUAUUCAAUUAUGAAUUUUUUAAUAGUGAUUUAUAUUCAAGGACGCUUACUAAGCGACGAAGCAAGACGUUUUGAAAAUUUGAAGAAUUUUUGAAUAAUGCAAGACUGUGGAACAGACUUGCAUAGUGAUCGAGUUAAGUGUAUCUUUUAAUUUUUUUUCUAUAUUUUAGUAAGCUUUGGAACAGACCAAAGGAAUUUUACGUUUAAAAAAAAAGUAAUUUUAGUUUGACACUGCUGUUUUUCAGUACUGUUUACUAACAAAAUUAUAUUAUUGGCACAUUUUUUUGUUUUUGCACCAUUUGCUUUGCUUAAAUUAACUGAAACUUCAGCUUAUUUUGUUUAACAAUAAUGUACUCUGAAAUCAAAGAAGUUCUAAUACCACUCGUAAUUGUUCGAGUUAACUCGACUAAUUUCGAGCCGUACCAGACCCCUUAACAGCGAUAUGCAAUGUGAUCAAAAAACAACAUUAAAUAAAUUCACUUUAUUUUUAAACAUGUAAGCUGAGAAUAAUGCAAUAAAAUCAAUAUAUGUUUAUAUCUAAAAAACAAUUUAUAUUUGAUUUUUAUUUUUAGUCUAUUAUGACUGGCGUGAAUAAGUUACCUUUUGAAAUACAACCUCUUUUUUUAAACAUGUUGGAUUUUUAAUAGAAUUAUCGCUGUAAUGCUAAACUCCAUACUAUAUAACUGAGAAUAUAAAAUAUCUAGUCCCAAAAUACACUUACAAAAAAAGGGAACUGCCUACUUUUAAAGUCUGAGCCUCCAUUUUUAAGUCUGUUAUAUACCCAAAACUUUACAAGUCUGAAAAAUACUAUGCUGAAAACUGCAUCAGCUAAAUGCGAGAUAAUCGCGCACAAACAAACAUACAUACAGGUCAAACUGAGAACUUACAUUUUAUUUGAAAUCGGUUAAAAAAGAGGUUGUACUUUGAACGGUAAAAGGGAUUUGUAAAUUUUGUACCAUAUAAAUGCCAAAAAAUAUUGUAAUAUAAUUUGUUUUUAUUAAGUUGAGGGUUAUUCGUAUGGUCUUACUAUCACAUAUUGACUUCCAUAGUAAAUUAAGGUUUUAGGCAUGGAUGAUUCUUUAUUUUUAACAAUGGGUGAUAAAAUAUAGUUUGCUAUUGUUUAAAAAUAGGCUGCUAAUGUUUCUAAAUUCAAUUCGAAUAGGGAUGAUGACGGGGUAUGAAAAUUAAAAACCUAUUUUUAGUCCAUCAGUUAAGUAAUGAACAAAUAUUAGACACAUAUUUUUUAUUUUAUAAGAUAAAAAGAAUACAUGGGUAAAACAAAUCAAAGUUUAGGAGUGGGAGCAAAUACGUCAAUUCUAAGUAUAAAACGUAUAAUAUCUAGAAGUGUUGUUAAGCGAUAUUUCAAACCAAUAUAAUAAUAUAUUUAAAAGUAUUUCUUUUUUUUUAAAUGGGCCGACGUUUGGCCGCUAUCUCGCCUGAUGGUAAGUGAUGAUGCGGCCUACGAUGGAGCACGUCUGCCCAUAAGCAACCUAUUCACUCGGGCUUUGAAGACACCCAGGUUAUAUCCAUCAGGAAACACAGACUCCGGCAAGGAGUUCCACUCCCUAGCAGUUCACACAAGGAAGCUUGAAGCGAAUCGCUUCGUACGUGUGGGUGGGAUAUCCACCUUGAAACGGUGACGCCUCGCCGAUUGUCUUGUGGUUCGAUGAUGGAAAGGACUAGGAGGAAUCAAGUUGUGCAAUUCCGUGACAAAAUAAAAAAUAUGUGUCUAAUGUUUUAAAAUUAUCUACACAAGACGGACAUUAAAAUAAAUAAUAAUUAGUCAUCUACCCUAUUAUAAAAGUUAAGGCUAACAAUACAGUGAUAAUGAAACCAAUAAAUUCAAAGAUCAUGAGAAUUAAAAAGGUGUAUGUAAGAUUUAGCAUUUGGUGGUCCAUUGUCUCUGCCCCAUGGGAGACAGGCGUAUAACUAAAAUAAUAUGUCUAUUUUGAAAAUGAAAAGUUCUAGUAUGACUUGUAGCAGUUUUAUGAAAUACUUUUAUGAGUACCGAACCUCAAUCAUACGAAUUACCCUCUUAUAUGUGUGUGCUUGCAAAAAUAUUCAUAGCUAUUUUGUUCUAUCAUUCAGAAACAAACAAUUUACAACCUUAAAAUACUUACAAUACAGUUAAUUCUUGUAUAAAAUAAAAUUCAUACUAUGAGCCUCUAAAAUAUAAAAUAUUUUUGCAACCACACAACAGAGUUUAAUUUUUAGUUAUUUUUUAAGUUUAGAGAUAUGAAUCGACGCUUCCUUUAACAGAAGAUGUAUUUAAGCAGUUUAUAUUAACCGACAAGACCAUAAACGCAUGUGGCGCCACCUAGACAACGCAAAAAUAUAGUAACUUUACUGGAACAAACAACUUACUGUGUAUAAUUUUAAAGUGUAUUUUUAAUUAGUUAUGGAACUGAUUGAAUACAUAUUCUGUCCUCGUUGAUAGUGUAUAUUUAAGGAUUUUUCUAAAAUGACUGAUGCGAACUGUAUAUAUGAUUAUUUUCAAGUUUCCAAUGAUGUCUUGCUGUAUUUGACUGGCAAAUGUUAUUUUUAGUCAUAAUUAGAUUAAUUCUUAUGUCAUAUUGUAAUGUAGUCAAUUUCAAGUGAUCUUUUGGUUUAGUAUUUUAUUGUAUUAUUUUAAUUUUGAAGUUAGUGAGCUGUAUUAUUCUGUAGCCUUAGUUUGCUUUAUGUUGAACGAAAACGAAAUGAGAGCGUCUUCGGCGCUCUGAUUGAUUCGCGCCAGCCAAUCAGAGCGCUGAACGCAGUAACAUUUCCAUGUCGUAAAAUAAAACCCAUAAUUCCUUUUUUCUUUUAUACCAACAAAUUGUUAACAGAUUCUUUUAUUUAUGUUCUAUGGCAUUUCAUAAUUUGUUUAUGUAUUAACUACCAUACUCAGAGACAUUAAAUGUUUACUUAAACUAUUCUUUAGUAAUGAUUUUGUAAUUGCUGCAAUCAUUAAUGACUCUGAGUAUGGCAAUAACAUUAGUUAUUCAUUUCCUCUGUUCUUCAUAAAUCUUACUAUAUAAGUUGUUCUAAAAUUAUCUGUUAAAUAUAUUUUUUUCAUGCAAAUAUUCUCACUGAUUUUGAAAUUCUUUUUUAUUAAUAAAAGUUGAAUACAGCAGCAUAUUGGUGUUCUCCAUUGAUGAGAAAAACGAAUAAAAUGUAAAUAUUUAUAUA
This is a messenger RNA of Spodoptera frugiperda (fall armyworm), 4807 nucleotides long. It is a transcript of the gene PHO, whose product is annotated as transcriptional repressor protein YY1. Lineage: Eukaryota; Metazoa; Arthropoda; Insecta; Lepidoptera; Noctuidae. Gene Ontology annotation, molecular function: RNA polymerase II cis-regulatory region sequence-specific DNA binding; DNA-binding transcription factor activity, RNA polymerase II-specific. The transcript is spliced from 12 exons. Gene Ontology annotation, biological process: regulation of transcription by RNA polymerase II. The record is from RefSeq and is a predicted model, not a curated record. Gene Ontology annotation, cellular component: transcription regulator complex; PcG protein complex. The coding region runs from base 310 to 1509 and encodes 399 amino acids.